Messenger RNA from Cladocopium goreaui, 720 nucleotides. NCBI's taxonomy places the organism in Eukaryota, Dinophyceae, Suessiales, Symbiodiniaceae. The record is from the annotation of a GenBank genome assembly.
AUGGAUCAAAACAGCAGUUGCGCUGAUAUGAAGGACAAGUGUGAUGACUCCACAUCAGGGCUUCUCCGCUUCAUGUGCGGUGAGACCUGUGGCUGUACUUCGCCCUACAGCAAUCCUUGGUAUCGUGUAAUUCAACAUGGCUGCACUGCAGCGUGUAUCGAAGAAGCCAGAGACGUUGCUUCACGGGCAGUUUGUGAGGACAUGGAUAUGACAGCUUCGCCCUGGAAGGACAUUUGGGUGCAGUUCUGGACUCAGUACCGCCAAGUGAUCCAUUCCCAUGGGAUUGAUCUUGAUGGUGAUGAUUUCGGGUACAUGAACGGUAUGAUUGGAAACAUGACGGUGAUGGGAUGUGCAGGAUUGCAGGUGAUUCCUUGGGGCGAGGAUAUCGUCUUCAAUACCAAGUUUUGCGAAGGCAGCCCCCUCUACUAUCGCGGCCUAGCGUAUUUCUGCCCGGUAAGCUGUGGCUGUAGUUCAGCUGAUCCCAUGCCGUCCUGGUGUCCUCGACUCUGCCAGGGCUGCAAGGACGCCGAGGAGUUUCCUCCUCAGGGUGUGGUGACCAAUUGUGCAGCUGCUAAAGCUGCAGGGUUGUGUGAGGCCUGGCCGGAGCACGCCUUGACCUUGUGUGCUGAGACCUGCGAACUUUGCCAUCUGCUUUCGGGUCCAAACUCCAGCAACUCCAACGGAACUCGGCGCUUGAGGUCAAUCGACAGCAAGACCUGA